AGACCGGGGUGGAGGGCGCUGUCCCGGCGGGCCGGGAAGCUGGGUCUCGUCCCGCUCCGCCCGCGGCGCCGAACCCAGAAAUUGCGGCGAGAGCCGACGGGCCACUCUGCUCUGGGUCGUCCCCGCCCAGACAAGUUCAGGGCGCGCACCGCUCCACGGUACUGGAUUAAUCAUUGCAGAGCCCGGAGGGCUCCUCCUGCCCGCACCGCCGCCCACUCCGCCUGCCCGCAGCCGCUCCGCCCGCUCCGCCGCUCGCAACUUUUCCUGCCUGUUGCGUGCAGCCAACAUCCCGCCCGCCACCGCUCCGGCGGGGAUGGGUUCGGCGGGGCAGCGGGGCUGGUAGCCUUCCCGGCAGCCGGAGAAGGCCCGGGGUGGUGCCGGGGAUCUCCGCCCUCGCCGCUGUCGCUUGUCCCCAGGCUCGGCGGAGAUGGAGGUGCAGCUGGGGGUCGGCCGCGUCUACCCGCGGGCCGGGGGCAGGACCUUCCGCGGGGCUUUUCAGACCUUCUUCCAGAGCGUCUGCGAGGCGUUCCAGACACCGCGGGAGGAACCGGGCGGCAGUCAGCCGCCGCCGGCCUGCCCUCCCAGCCCCCGGCCGCCGCCGGGCUCCCCCUCCGGGCUGCCGCCCCCGGAGCCCCGCGGCACCGGGAAGGCGCUGUCGGGGGGCGGCCCCGCCAUGGGCUCGCCCUUCCCUGGCGAGCUGCGGGAGCUGCUGUGCGAUGCGGGGGGGCUGCCGCUGCUGCCGCCGCCCGAAGCCGAACCGGCGCCCCGGGAGGACCCGCUGGGCGAUAGCGCCAAGCAGCUCUGCAGAGCGGUCUCCGCCUCCAUGGGCCUGGCGCUGGAGACGCUGGAGGCUCCGGCCGAGCCGCUGCCCCGCGAGGACUGCAUGUUCGCCCUGCCCGCCGAGCCGCCCCGCAACCCCCACCCGCCCCCCGGGGACCCUCCGGGGCCUCCCGCCCCCGCUGCCUUCCUCGCAGCCGAGGCCGUCCUGGCGCUGGAGCCUCCCGCCGGGCCGGGGCUCUACCGGAGCUCCCCGGGACCCGCUGCCCGGCCGGCACCCAGUUUCGCCCCGGCCCCGCCGCCCGCCCGCGUCAAGCUGGAGAGCGCGGUGGGCGGCAGCUGGGGACCCCCGUGCCGGUACGGUGCCGAGUUGGCCCCGCCGGGCCCCGCCGGGCCCUGGACCGCCUUCUUCGCCGAGGAGGGGCAGCUCUACGGGCCCUGCGCCGAGCCGACCCCCGGGCCCUUCUGCGGGCGCGGGCCAGCUGCUGAGACUGCCGAGUUUGCCGCUGACGGAUGGUACCCGGCGGGGCGGGCGCCCUUCGCCGCCACUACCGCCUGCAUCAAGAGCGAGCUGGGCCCCUGGGCCGAGGGAUACGCCGGCGCCUACGGCGAUGUCCGGUUGGAGACUGGCCGUGAACAUGUCUUGCCCAUUGAUUAUUACUUCCCACCUCAGAAGACUUGCCUGAUCUGUGGUGAUGAAGCCUCUGGGUGCCACUAUGGAGCCCUCACUUGUGGCAGCUGCAAAGUCUUCUUCAAACGGGCAGCUGAAGGGAAACAGAAAUACCUGUGUGCCAGCAGGAAUGACUGCACCAUUGACAAGUUCAGAAGGAAAAACUGCCCCUCCUGCCGCCUGCGGAAGUGCUAUGAGGCUGGGAUGACCCUUGGAGCCCGCAAGCUGAAGAAGCUGGGCAACCUGAAGACACCAGAUGAUGUGGAUGCAGCCUGUUCAUCCAGCCCCGUUGAGGAGCAUGCUCCCAAGCUGGUGAUGACACGGAUUGAUGGGUAUGAGUGUCAGCCCAUCUUCCUCAAUGUCCUGGAGGCCAUAGAGCCUGGCGUGGUGUGUGCUGGCCAUGACAACAGCCAGCCAGACUCCUUCUCCAACCUGCUGAGCAGCCUCAAUGAACUUGGGGAGAGGCAGCUGGUCUACGUGGUCAAGUGGGCAAAGGCCUUGCCAGGAUUUCGCAACCUGCAUGUGGAUGACCAGAUGUCCAUAAUUCAGUACUCCUGGAUGGGGCUCAUGGUUUUUGCCAUGGGUUGGAGAUCUUUCACCAACGUCAACUCCAGGAUGCUUUACUUUGCUCCAGACCUGGUCUUUAAUGAGUACCGCAUGCACAAGUCCAGGAUGUACAGCCAGUGCCUCAGGAUGAGGCACCUCUCCCAGGAAUUUGGGUGGCUCCAGAUCACACCCCAGGAGUUCCUCUGUAUGAAGGCUCUGCUCUUCUUCAGCAUUAUUCCAGUGGAUGGUCUGAAGAACCAGAAGCUCUUUGAUGAACUCCGGAUGAAUUACAUUAAGGAACUUGACCGCAUCAUCGCCUGCAAGAGGAAGAACCCCACCUCCUGCUCUCGGCGAUUUUACCAGCUCACCAAAGUCCUGGACUCUGUGCAUCCUAUUGCCAAGGAUCUGCAUCAGUUUACAUUUGACCUUUUAAUUAAGGCACAUAUGGUGAGUGUGGACUACCCUGAAAUGAUGGCUGAGAUCAUCUCUGUGCAGGUUCCCAAGAUCCUGUCUGGAAAAGUCAAGCCUAUCUACUUCCACGCACAGUGAUCUUCCAGAGGGGCCUCCCAGUGCUGCCACCCCCAUUUCAGCCAUCUCCUGCCUGUUAUUUCUGCACUACUGUUGUUCUGCAGUGCCUUGGGGAAUCCCUCCACAGACGUGGUGUGCCAAGGAGACGGACAGUAACAUACCUGCUGGGAUUCCUGAGAUUUCUAUUUUUCCUGAGGUACCUCUGAGCUGAACUACCAGCCAUGGCUUCUCCCGGAUCUGGCUCACUGUGCUGGGACAGAGGACAGUGGCAGUGGCACUGUGCCAAUGCUCUCUCGUUUAUGUGUUUUCCUCAGUGACUUCUGACUGGCCCAGGACCAUGGGAGAUCAGGAGGAGUGCCAGCAGCUGUUGGGCUUGGGUGUGUUUUAAGAACAGAACAAGACAAGAAGCAGGUUGAAUCUAUAAGUUUGGGUGUGGGUUACUUUACCAGGCUCCUCUGGGACUUUUUAUUUGCAUUGUGGUGCUGGAAAGCAGAUGAGUUAAGAUAUUGCAUCAGAGAAAGAGAGAAGAGUAGGGGGAUGAGGUGGAUCUGCAGCCUGGAGGACUCUCGGGACCUGCUGCUGGGUCAGAGAGCUGUGGGGUCUGUUGAGGACAGGACGUGGUGGCCACCAGUGCCCUGGAGCUACUCACAGGGUGUCAGCAAAGGGAUGGAGGGGAAGGUGACUUUUGGGGUGGAUCCCUACUCUUUCCCACCUGGGAUAUUUUUCCUGCAGAUGGUGAAGCUGGAUCUGGGUCUGUCCCUGGGCACUCGGCAAUCACAUUUCCAUCCUUGGCAGCUGCUGCUCCUCCCACCCAUCUGUUCCCAGCUCCCACCCAGCCCAUCCCACCUCCACAAGUGCCUGCCCUCCAGCCCCUUGCCAGCUCUGCUCUCCCUGUCUGUUCCCAGACCCUGGGUUUCCAGCUAUGCUACUUAUUUUUCAUUUAUCCUAAUUAUUUUUUUCUGAUGCCUGCAGCCAAGUGUGCUGGGAGCAGAGCAUCGGGGCUGGGACCUGCAAGGGUCCUGUUCCUGCUGUCCCUUGGCAGCUGGGGCCACCACGGUGCUCUGGGGGGCUGCAGGGGAAACACUGAGGAGAUUCUCUGCCUUUGGAGUGGUGUGCAUGGCUCUUGCUAAUUGCAGUGCUUGAUUGCACUCGGGAGUGGGGGACACUGACCAUUGUGCACUGCCUCUCACAUCACCUCACAGAUGGUCCCUCACGUGUCCCUUGUGCCCUGGUGCCUGUCCCCAGCAGCCAGGCUGGGCUGGUGAGUCUGGAGGUGUGGGUGACUUCUUCAUUUGGCAGCCUGAGGUCUGAGCUCUUCCUCCUGAAACCCCCCCAUGCAGGAGGCAGCAGAAUCUGUAGGUGACCUUCCUGACCACACCCGACAGGACGGGGCUCUCAGUAGCUUUUCCUGUUUUAGAGGGCUGCAAGUAUUUUACGUGUUGGUGUGAUCUGGAAUUUUCAAACGAACCAGUGAAAGAGUCCUGCUGGUGCAUUCCUUCCUCUUCAGCACUUCCUGGCUGUUAAGCAGAAGACCACCAUAAGCAGCCGGGUUGUGAUGCCCUCAUCUCCCUCUUCCACAGGAGGGAGUUCACAAGUGAGCUGAGCGGCUCCUCUGGAGAGCUUUUACAUCUUGCACGAGUUCGUGUCAGUAGUUUUUAGUUACUGAGAGUGGAGGUGUCCUGCUGGGAGACUGGGAAGAAACCAAACGGAACAGGGAUCUGCAUACUCCUGGUGGCAGCAUCGUGGGAAGGCAGAGAGGUCUGGGAGGGGAUGCUGCUGAUGUGUCACCUGCCAGAGGUGUGCAGCUCACCUUAUGACACUGCUCCCACUGCCAGUGCUUCCAGGAGGGUGCUGGAGCUCUGGUGAACCCCCAGGGGAGGGGGACCUGGGCUGCCAUCCUCACAGGGACCCCAAAGCCCUGGGCACCCGCCUUGUGUGCUCUGUGGCGUCAGCAUUUAAGUGAACUUCUACGACUUUUUCAUUCGAGAGUUGAUUUUUAAUGCUACUGCUAAGGGGAUGAGUGAAGGAUGUGUGAACCAGUAGUAACUGUGCAUAUUUUCUGGGGGAUUUGAGCCUCUUCCUGUGUUUAUUUUCAUGGGCUGCUGCAGGAACUGGGGGAAAAUGAAGGCUUAGAUAUACCAAAGUUCUGGUCUUUGUACUUUGUGUUUUCUUCUGUGUUUUCUUGUCUACUUUUGCUUUAAUAAAGCAAAAAGAAUUUCACAGACUUCACUGUCAUGUAGCAGCUGUCCCUGGAUGUUUCAGUCCUGUAAUAUAUGAUAAACACAUACACACAUAUAUACAUAUAUAUAUAUAAAGGCAUGCCCUGUUUUAUAUUGCUAAAGCUACCUAUUUAAUGCUGUAAUAGUGUUUCUUUUCUGAUUUCAACUGCGUGUUCUCCAGGAGGUGAGCUGGGAUGUUCCAAUGUUAAUGGAAACUUUUAAUUUAAUAUUUUUUUCUGGUUAGGUACUGCCAUUUGUCAAAGGUCCAUCCUGUUGUGAUAUGAAUAGAGCAUGCACUGGCAGGGUCUGGUGUCAGCAUCUGCCUCUCCAGCUUUCUUGCAGCUGAUUCUGGUUAGACAGGGGUUGUGUUUGCACCUGGGGGACAACAGUGUCCUGAGUUUCUGCCCUCUCUGACUGCAGAGUGUGUUUGCACCUUAGGGCAGAAUCCUGGAAUCACAGAGCAGUAGCACUUUUGUGGCUGUUUCAAAGGAGAUCUCAGAGGCACAGAAAUCCUUUCUUGUACCAGGGCAGCUGGCUGAGUCCACCUUCUGCACUGUCACAUCCUGGUGGCCUCAGUCCUGGGGACAGGCUGUGGCACGAUGUCCCUGUGGAAGGGGACAGGCAGCAGUGACAGGGCUGGGACUGUGGGGAUGGAAACUCACCUGCCCACAGGUGAGGGCAGGGCUAGGGGUCUGGAGGAGCAGGGUGCAGGCUGCAGCCCCCCCAUGCCCCCCUGCACCACCGAGGGAUUUGUGCUGGUUCCCUUUGGACGUGGCAGGGGAACUGCACUUGUGAUUCAUAAAGUGAAUCUCUGCACCACAUACAAACCACAGCAGAUUUGUAAUAAGCUGCACUCUGUGCUGGGUGUUCUGUGUUCUGUGGUGAUUUAAUGCUGGUUUAGUUUGUUCAGAUGCCUCUGUAAUAAAAAAGAGUUCUCUAUAUUGAUAUAUUUUAUUUUCUUUGUAAGAAGCCAAAAAGCUCAUUGCUGGUGCCUUUUUGCCUGGGGAGGACUCCCACAGCUGUAUUCAUGAAAGAAACAAAGUGCAGCAUCUCUGCAUUUUCUCCUUUCAUCACUGCUGAGU
This is a messenger RNA of Calypte anna (Anna's hummingbird), 5822 nucleotides long. RefSeq names its product androgen receptor (gene AR). Bases 428 to 2542 code for a protein of 704 amino acids. Gene Ontology annotation, molecular function: zinc ion binding; sequence-specific DNA binding; nuclear receptor activity. The record is from RefSeq and is a predicted model, not a curated record. Gene Ontology annotation, cellular component: nucleus. Gene Ontology annotation, biological process: male gonad development; regulation of DNA-templated transcription; androgen receptor signaling pathway. The transcript is spliced from 8 exons. Lineage: Eukaryota; Metazoa; Chordata; Aves; Apodiformes; Trochilidae.